UUGACUACUGUCUAAGACUACUAUUUAUCUCUCGCUCACCCGAUCACCCGAUCACCACGGUCUCUACUAAUUCAGCAGCCAGCAUGGCAAUCCACCCGAGCCUACGCACUGGGCGCGCAUCCACCAGCAAUCUGACCCAGCAGGAUAUCUCUGCAUGGACAGAACAAGCGGCCGCUUCGCUUCAAAUACUUGACAUUUCUGAUUCCGUCGCCCAGAUUGAAGUAAUAAACGCUUCCACCCCAAUCCGAGGUACUGCGAAUGCGCUAUCGAUCCCACUUGACGGACCCAUUACCGCGACCAAUAAGCCUUCGACUCCUCGCGUAAAGAUCAUUUCCAAAGCGGCCGAUGAUACUAUUGGGACAUCUGCAUACCGACGUCGCGAGCCAAUCCGCCGGGACAGUUUGAGAAGACGCGAAGCCUUGUUGAAGGGCAAAGAGGGUAGUCGGCGCAGACAACGAUGGGAAAAUGAUCGUCUUUUGAGUAACCCCUGGGUCCAACCUCCUGCUCCUGGUGAUUGGUCAGUCCAACCAACCCAUCCCCGACACGAUCCUGUCCCGUACUAUUUGGCUCCGUUGUGGGAUAGUCAUUUUGCACACAAGGAGCAGAGCAAGUCAUUGAAGCAAGCAAAGAGCAAAAACAGAGAGCAUGAAGAUGAGAAGACUCGAGUUUCGAAGGAAAUCCGCAAGUCUCUGAAACACGCUCGUGCUGCUCGCGGGAUGCUGCAAGAUUUGGAAGAAGAUAUUCGACGUUUUCUUGAAAAGUGGAAUGAUAAACAACUGGAGCGCGAACUCGACAGCGUGAAGGACUCCGAGUAUGAGGAUUCGGAUGACGAGAUUGUAUUCGUCGGUCGAAAUGGUCAGAUGCAUGACGCUCACAGUCGUCAAGAGAAAGCCAAGAGGAUCAAUGAAGGGCUUCAGGAAGGACAGAAGAUGGUCUUUGAAAGUCUAGCUCAUGAUCCUGGUGCUGUUUUCGGGCGAUGGCUUGUACAUUCGAUCGCUACCUAUUACGGCUUGUAUACAUGGUCAGUCACGUCCGGCAGUCCUGAGCGUCGCCAGGCCUAUGUUGGACUCAAUCCUCCGGUUUCUAGCACGCAUCUUGCGGAUCUUACGCACGGAUCGUCAUUGAGGAUCAAGCCCGGGGAGCCGUUGCCCAAGCCCCUUUGGGUACAGGUUUGAUUGUAGCUACAUGUUUGCAUCGAAUUUUGGGGAUCACAAAUAUACUUCAGUCCUUAGCUACAUGGACUAAAUCUUGAUCGUUUGUGUUUCUUUUUUUCUGGCUUGGCCUUCAGGUAUAGACUGGAUAAUACAAGAAUCAAUCUGCUCGGUAUCUCCACGUCUAGGCCAUGAUGCUAGUUGUAACUCAACUGAGAACAUCACACAAGGCAAUUAACUUGAAUUCAGUGGCAGUAGAUUGAAGUAUAACCUAUGCCAAUUCCCUCCAGCUAAGCUAGCAUCGCUCGUGCUCAGAUCAAGUCCCACGAUUCUCAGUGCUAAACAGCGCUGACAUGGUCUUAGAGCAUUUUUGUAUCUAACAGCGCUUCUUUUGAGUUACAGAGUCCAAAAUCCGAGUCUGAUGCAUGA
This is a messenger RNA of Talaromyces stipitatus ATCC 10500, 1580 nucleotides long. RefSeq lists its product as uncharacterized. Bases 84 to 1175 code for a protein of 363 amino acids. The record is from RefSeq and is a predicted model, not a curated record. Lineage: Eukaryota; Fungi; Ascomycota; Eurotiomycetes; Eurotiales; Trichocomaceae. Gene Ontology annotation, molecular function: nucleic acid binding. The transcript is spliced from 3 exons.